This is a messenger RNA of Pseudoliparis swirei, 572 nucleotides long. It is a transcript of the gene mrpl52, whose product is annotated as mitochondrial ribosomal protein L52. Bases 15 to 398 code for a protein of 127 amino acids. Gene Ontology annotation, molecular function: structural constituent of ribosome. Gene Ontology annotation, cellular component: mitochondrial large ribosomal subunit. The record is from RefSeq and is a predicted model, not a curated record. The transcript has 5 exons. Lineage: Eukaryota; Metazoa; Chordata; Actinopteri; Perciformes; Liparidae. Gene Ontology annotation, biological process: mitochondrial translation.
AGUGCGCAAACAAUAUGGCGGCCCCCGUAAGGACAUUGUGCUGUUCAGUGGUGAGGCUCUCCAGCAGGCAGUUCAGCACAACGUGUGGAGCACGAGCUGGGCAGCAAUGGAGGAAAGAACACGGACUUGCCCGAAGUGGCUCAGAAUACGGCCCUCUGACUGAUCUGCCAGAUUGGUCGUUUGCAGAUGGGACGCCAGCUCCUCUAAUGAAAGGACAGCUGAGAAGAAAGCAGGAGAGGGAAGUUCUAUCUACGCGUAUCGUGAUGCUGAGCGCCGAGGUGGACAGAGGAAUGGAGGCGUGGAGCGAGAAACGGGAAAAAGCCAAACGACUGGAGGAGCACAAAAAGUCUCUGUUACUCAAACCUAAAGGGAUGUUGUUAAUAAAGAAAAAAAUCUAAAAAUUAGAGACCUGCAAUCACAAUCUACUUCCUUAUUGGGAUUUAUUGAAUAUAUUCAUGAGGACUUGUGAGUUUUCUCCCGCUUUACAAUUCACUUUUCAUGGAUUUCUGCAAUAAAUGUUCUGGUUUAUACUUUAAAUCUGAAUCUGUCGUGAUUAAACGUUGUCAAGAUCA